Messenger RNA from Penicillium manginii, 645 nucleotides. Its product is annotated as sterol desaturase family protein. Lineage: Eukaryota; Fungi; Ascomycota; Eurotiomycetes; Eurotiales; Aspergillaceae. The record is from RefSeq and is a predicted model, not a curated record. The transcript is spliced from 2 exons. Gene Ontology annotation, biological process: sterol biosynthetic process. The coding region runs from base 1 to 645 and encodes 214 amino acids. Gene Ontology annotation, molecular function: C-4 methylsterol oxidase activity; iron ion binding.
AUGGCUCUUCUUCGAGGAAAACUAGAGACCGAGUGGUCUUCACUGAUUACGAGGAAUUCAGCUUCAGCCAUUGAUUUCUGGGGUACCUCGCUUGUUAUGAUCGUCGUGACCUGGUUAUUCAUUCCACUUAAAAUCCAAUCUGGCCACAAACAGCCAACGCGAAAGGAUACUGUGGACUGCUUUAUCGUUUCUAUAAGGAAUCAGGGCAUUGCCUACAUUCUUCUAGGUGUUUGGACAGCAAUGAUUCACCCCUUGACUCCAUUUCCGUCUGCAUACCGCAUCGAGCCUGAUACACCAACGAAGGGUGGAUUUCUACGAGGGGUUGUGGGGAGUUUGCUUCUGCGCGAGGUCGUCGCGUAUUACAUCCAUCGGCUAUUAUAUCAUCCUCUUUUAUAUGCUCGAAUUCACUCUCAACAUCAUCGGUUCACAGCACCCGUCGCCUUAGCAGCGCAUUACGCCCACCCGAUUGAACACGUGUUGCAAAAUCUGGCACCUAUUGCGGUAUAUUGUCAAUUAUUGCGAUGUCAUAUUCUAACAUUUUGGUUUGCUAUGUCAAUGGAAAUCACUAGUGGACUCCUUAGACAUAAUGGGUAUGUUUGGGGAGGAGAGAUCAGAAUCCAUGAUCUGCCCAGGUGCACCAUUUGA